AUGGACGCCAAGAUUUGCAGAGUGCUUUUUGUUCUACUCAUUGUUGAAUUUGCAGUUCUGCAGGCGGAUACAUUUUACAGUGACUGCUCUGAUGACAAAACGCUUGUCGGCGCAUUCGUGUCAAAUUGCACCCAGGCACCUUGUGUCUGUGAAGGAGGUAAUUUUGCAAGAAAAGAAAUCACCUUCAGAACAAGAAGAAGAGUUCAAUCCGGGAAGUUGCGGGUUUGCGUAAAAGACUCACAAUCAAAGAAAUGUUUACGACAAUUGCCCGGGACGGACAACAUCUGUUCAUACAUAGAAGAAGGGUGUCCAUUGAAAGAAGAUGGUGUAUACACAUUUAAAACAACGAUCUUGGUACGCGAUUUUGAGAUUAAAGGCGAAGUGAUAGAACCCUGCCCGGAUCACCCCACAUUUCAGCUAAUUUAG
Molecule: messenger RNA, 426 nt
Organism: Dicrocoelium dendriticum
Lineage: Eukaryota; Metazoa; Platyhelminthes; Trematoda; Plagiorchiida; Dicrocoeliidae
Source: the annotation of a GenBank genome assembly